GCGCUCCCGUCGCCGUGUCUAGCAGCGGGGCCCAGCAUGGUCAUGGCGGAUGGCCCGAGGCACUUGCAGCGCGGGCCGGUCCGGGUGGGGUUCUACGACAUCGAGGGCACGCUGGGCAAGGGCAACUUCGCCGUGGUGAAGCUGGGGCGGCACCGGAUCACGAAGACGGAGGUGGCAAUAAAAAUAAUAGAUAAAUCCCAGCUGGAUGCAGUGAACCUUGAAAAAAUCUACCGAGAAGUACAAAUAAUGAAAUUGUUAGACCACCCUCACAUAAUCAAGCUUUACCAGGUAAUGGAGACCAAAAGUAUGUUGUACCUUGUGACUGAAUAUGCCAAAAAUGGAGAAAUUUUUGAUUAUCUUGCUAAUCAUGGCCGAUUAAAUGAGUCUGAAGCCAGGCGAAAAUUCUGGCAGAUCCUGUCUGCUGUUGAUUAUUGUCAUGGUCGAAAGAUUGUGCACCGUGACCUCAAGGCCGAAAAUCUCCUGCUGGACAACAACAUGAACAUCAAAAUAGCAGAUUUCGGUUUUGGAAAUUUCUUUAAAAGUGGUGAACUGCUGGCAACAUGGUGUGGCAGCCCCCCUUAUGCAGCCCCAGAAGUCUUUGAAGGGCAACAGUAUGAAGGACCACAGCUGGAUAUUUGGAGCAUGGGAGUAGUUCUUUACGUCCUUGUCUGUGGAGCCCUGCCUUUCGAUGGACCCACUCUUCCAAUUCUGAGGCAGAGGGUCUUAGAAGGAAGAUUCCGGAUUCCAUAUUUCAUGUCAGAAGAUUGUGAGCACCUAAUUCGAAGGAUGUUGGUCCUUGACCCAUCCAAGCGACUAACCAUAGCUCAAAUCAAGGAGCAUAAAUGGAUGCUCAUAGAAGUUCCCGUACAAAGACCUGUCCUUUAUCCGCAAGAGCAAGAAAAUGAACCUUCCAUCGGGGAGUUUAAUGAACAGGUUUUACGAUUGAUGCACAGCCUUGGGAUAGAUCAGCAGAAAACCAUUGAGUCUUUGCAGAACAAGAGCUACAACCACUUUGCUGCCAUUUAUUUCUUGUUGGUGGAGCGCCUGAAGUCGCACAGGAGCAGUUUUCCUGUGGAGCAGAGACUUGAUGGCCGCCAGCGUCGGCCUAGCACCAUUGCUGAACAAACAGUUGCCAAGGCACAAACUGUGGGUAUCCCGGUGACCGUGCAUUCACCAAACAUGAGGCUGAUGCGCUCUACCCUGCUGCCACAGGCAGCCAACGUGGAGGCAUACUCAUUUCCUGCAUCCAGCUGCCAGGCGGAAGCCGCGUUUAUGGAAGAGGAGUGUGUCGACACUCCAAAGGUGAAUGGCUGUCUGCUCGACCCAGUGCCUCCUGUCCUGGUGCGGAAGGGCUGCCAGUCACUGCCCAGUAAUGUGAUGGAGACCUCCAUUGACGAAGGGCUGGAGACGGAAGGCGAGGCGGAGGAAGACCCCAGUCACGCCUUUGAAGCGUUUCAGUCCACACGCAGCGGGCAGAGACGGCACACACUGUCCGAAGUGACCAAUCAGCUCAUGGUGCUGCCUGGGACAGGGAAGAUCUUCUCCCUGAGUGACAACCCCUCCCUGGACAGCGUGGACUCGGAGUAUGACAUGGGGUCAGUUCAGAGGGAUCUGAACUUUCUGGAGGACAACCCUUCCCUGAAGGACGUCAUGUUAGCCAAUCAGCCCUCACCACGCAUGCCAGCUCCCUUCAUAAGCCUGCGGCCCACCAAUCCAGCCAUGCAGGCCCUGAGCACCCAGAAGCGAGAGGCCCACAACAGGUCGCCAGUGAGCUUCAGGGAAGGCCGCCGGGCGUCGGACACCUCCCUCACCCAAGGAAUUGUAGCAUUUAGACAACAUCUCCAAAAUUUGGCUAGAACCAAAGGAAUUCUAGAGCUGAACAAAGUACAGUUGCUGUAUGAACACAUGGGACCCGAGGCAGACCCAGGCUUGGCAUCGGCCGCCCCGCAGUUGCAGGACCUUGCCAGCAGCUGCCCUCAGGAGGAGGGUCCUCAGCAGCAGGACAGCGCGCCCCCUCUCCCUCCUAGUGUGCACCAACUUCCCCAGCGGCAGAGCCUGGAGACCCCGUACCUGCCACACAGGCUCCAGAAGCCCAGCCUCCUGUCGAAGGCUCAGAACACCUGUCCGCUUUAUUGUAAAGAACCGCCGCGGAGCCUGGAGCAGCAGCUGCAGGAACACAGGCUCCAGCAGAAACGGCUCUUCCUCCAGAAGCAGUCUCAGCUGCAGGCGUACUUUAAUCAGAUGCAGAUAGCAGAGAGCUCCUACCCACCGCCAAGCCAGCAGCUGCCCCUGCCCCACCAGGAGACUCCACCACCGUCCCAGCAGCCCCCGCCCUUCAGCCUGACCCAGCCCCUGAGCUCUGUCUUGGAGCCUUCUUCUGAGCAAAUGCAAUACAGCCCUUUUCUCAGCCAGUACCAGGAGAUGCAGCUGCAGCCCUUGCCCUCCACGCCACAGCCACCACCUCCCCCGCCGCCGCCCCCGCCACAACAGCCAGGAGCUGCUCCAGCGCCCUUACAGUUCUCCUAUCAGACUUGCGAGCUGCCCAGUGCCACUGCCCCUGUCCCAGACUACCCCGCUGCCUGUCAGUAUCCCAUGGACGGGGCUCAGCAGAGCAGCCUCCCGGGGCCAGAUCGUCCCAGGAGCUCCGGACUGCCAGAGAACCCUUCCAGCUACGACUCCCUCGCCCUGUCUGAGUUACCGGGACUCUUUGAUUGUGAAAUGCUGGACGCUGUGGAUCCACAACACAAUGGAAUGGCUUGUCCUGUCAGCAGAUGAAUGCGUUAAGCACAAAGCAUCUUCCUUAAAGCACAAAGAAGAGAUACUCCACUGAUGCUGCAUCUAGAAAACACCUUUAAGUUGCCUUUCCUCUUUGUAGUAAGUGUCCAGACAGGUGAGGGAAGCCCGGCAAGUCUGAGGAGUCCUCUGGCCCCUGGUCCCUCCUCCACUAGCGUUGGUGACGUGAGCAGUCCUUGUUGCCAACCGGACACUGCCUCGUGGUCACACACCAAUGCCAAGAUGCUUCACAGAGGCGCUGUGCGUGGCCCGGACUUGGGAGGUCGGCAGGAGAAGGUAGCGUGGUGGGGCGGAUACUUUGUGGUUUAAUAACGGGCAGUGAAAGAAGGCUGAAUUAUGUUCCUUCUAUGGGUUGUUUAUUCCUCCUCCUGCUUAAGAUAGAUGGUUUCAUGAAAUAGAGAACUUCAUUUAAUUUAAGAGAUCAUUUCAUUAAGAUCUCUAAACUGCUUUAAGUCUUUGCAAAAUAAGCCCGUUAUACAACAGGGCUUGAUUUGUUUAGACUGAAGGAGAAUGUUUUCCCAAAAUAUACUACAGAAGUGCUGUAAUAUUUGCAAAAUUCAAAUGCCUUCCAGAUUGAAAAUGGGACCACUCAUUUCAGAACUGAGGAGUGGCACUGUUACAUGGGCAUGAGUGCUGGUUCCAGCAAGGUGGUGAGCUCCUUACCCCAGGAGCUCAGGCAGGGCCGUCAGGCCGAAAGAUGAGCACGCAUUGGGAGGCUGAAGCACCCACAGAGCAAUCAGAACGCUCCUGCAGUGGCCAGGCCUACUGGGCACCAGCAGAGUGGGGCCUGCAGGGCACCCCGGGCCUGGGUCUGAGUGCCUGUUUGCUUAUCUCAUUUAUUUCAAGCAGAACUUGGGAAAUCCCUUAGCCACCUCUAUUAACCAAAAUGUUCGCAGCAGGGAGGAAAUUGCUCCUGUCAGACAGGUGUUUGCUCAGCCCUGUGUCGUCAUUUGUCACUACGCCCUGACCGGUGACCAGCGGAAGCCUGCGAGCAGUCUGCCCCUCGUCAGUCCCCGGCAACACUAAGGCAGCUCACGCCGCUCUUCUUACCUGAAAUCCGGACUUGUUUUCCAGUCUGUUUCGCAUUAGCGGUGUGUACACUACUGUAUCAUAGUCAUUCGCUUUGUUAUCUUGUAAACCAGGCUCCUCUGAAGAGACUUUGGUGAGAUAUAUGCGAGGUAAAAAUUUCA
Molecule: messenger RNA, 3983 nt
Organism: Ochotona curzoniae (black-lipped pika)
Lineage: Eukaryota; Metazoa; Chordata; Mammalia; Lagomorpha; Ochotonidae
Gene: SIK2
Product: salt inducible kinase 2
Exons: 16
Coding region: 37-2775 (912 amino acids)
Biological process (GO): protein phosphorylation; microtubule cytoskeleton organization; intracellular signal transduction
Cellular component (GO): cytoplasm
Molecular function (GO): ATP binding; protein serine/threonine kinase activity; tau-protein kinase activity
Source: RefSeq, a predicted model, not a curated record